GUUCACCCCAUUUUUCCCCUGAUCACAGAAUGAAUAGAACAGUAAGGAACUAAGGACUGGCAAGUGAAAGAAAACAUGAUAGCUUUAAAAAUGUUAAUAUUUUUGUGGAUAUGUCACUGUGUUCUUCUCCAAGGUCCUGAGCCCAAGGAGAAUAGCAGUCUCUUUCUUCCCUCCUUGGCAGUUUCCACAGGUACAUCUAAACUGAUGAUUCUCACAAAAGAUUUCCAGAAUGAAAAAUCAGAUUUUCCUACUACCCCUUAUCCUACAGAAGAAAAAUCAGCAGCAUUAACAGUGGCAGCAUUAAGUAUCAUCAUCUUCAUUGUUAUUAUGGUGGUGAUUGUAAUAAUCCUUGUCAGCAUGGUCAGCAUAAAAUUCAAUUGCCGUCACUGCAAAAAGGUAACAGAUAAACAAAAACUUCAACAUUCUAUAGUAUCAUACAGCUGUUCGGAUGCUGAUACUACAGUUGGCAAUAAGAAUGCUUUGUUGGUCUCCAUGAAGACUUGUAACCAGCAGCAAAAAUCUUGUGAAGGUAAUUACUCAUGAAGAAUAGGAGGAACUAAACACUAAACAUUUCAUUUUUAUUGUAUGUGUUCAUGCAGAGAGAAUUCGGCAACGCAUUAAGAUGUUACCAUUUGGAAUAUAACUAUCUGAAUUGCAUUAUAAUCAGGUUUCAUACAAUAUUUGAAUGCAAAAAGGUGGUUUGUAUCCUGGGGGGAGGCACAAACAUAAUUUGUAUCUGUAAUUAUUUAAAGUAGACAGGCCUUCCUAUAGGACAGGCUGUCAAACUCCCAGCCUGCAGACGGAUGCGUCACGUGUUGCCCAUGCCCAUGCCCAUGCCCAGUUUAGCAAAGGGGGAAAAAGUCCCGAUAUGUCACGUGAUGCCGCUGUGAUGACAAGAGUUUGACACCCCUGGUAUAGGAUUACAUGUUGGUUCACUGCAGCUGCUAGCAAUCUGGAAAAGAUACAUAUGGUUUUAAGACUUGCUGCAGUCACACUCCUGCACGCUCCAAAGGACCUUUUCAUCUUUCUUUAGGAGCAUUGCACAGGCCUCAUAAUCAGAUAAGUGAUCCAAUAACCUAGUAUCAUAUACUCAAGAGCCUUUCAGGGCCUUAGGCAGACUUGCCUAAUAAUUGCUAUCUGAAUCUAUAGGAGGUGUACACGGGACUCCUGUUGCGUCUUACUCCUGGGCUAUUAUUAUUUGCUGCUAUACUGUCUGUUGAGCACAGAAACUGAGAGCUGGAUGCAGAAAACAGCAGUAUAGUAAGGAUUGUGGAACCAGAAGUUUCUGUCCCUUCCCCAAAUACUCUUCCAGCCCCCUCAAAAGUUCCCACCUAUUUCAAGGGGCUAUGAAAGAGUAGGAGGACAUUUCCUUUUGCUCUAUCAUAAACAAUUUCUUUAGAUUGAACUAUUUCAAUUUAGUUUCCUGAAAACAGGUAGCAUGUUUUAAGAUGUAUUUCCAUUUAUCUCUGAGAUGAAAAUCUUAUUCAGUGCCAUUGUUUUAUUUUACAUUCCAAUCAUUGACACAGGUAUUUUUCUGUUUGAUUUUGAAAGAGUAUCUUCAGAAGAUAGGGAUGGAGUUUGCCUGGUCUUUUGGUAUGAGUGUCUUUUCUUUUUCAUGCCUAUAUCAGAAACUUUGGCCUUGAAAUCUUGAAAGUUCAAAAGCAUCAACUAAUUUGCUUCUUCAAAGUCAAAAUCACAUGAAGUAUCAUUGCUUACACUAUUCUGAUCUUUAUAGAUAUAGUUACAUCAGAAUUUCUGCAUAUUUUUUCCAAGGCCUUUACAGUUGCUCUACCAAAUGCUAGUCUGCCAAGUAUUUGACUGCUUGUUUAUUUAUUGUUGGUGGGUUGGUCCUAAAUGACAGAAGGUUAUUACCACAUUUGAUAUCUUUACUAUUAAUUUUAAGACUGCUUGUUAUACAUAUCAUUAGUUUGUGGUGGAGAAAAUAAAUCUAACAAAGUGGAGAUUGCUGCACCAUUUCUUUCUUCCUGAUUUUUGUUCAUAACUAGGGCCCAACCCAAUUUCCCUCAUUGCCUAAUCCUAUCAGACCCAAAUUGACCCUCAGCCCCAAACAAAGCCCCUACAAUCCCACUAAAGCAAAGAAUAGAAGCCUCCCUCACCAGUUCAUGAUAUAAACUGUUUUUGUUUUUUUCUGUUUUUGUGUGUGUAUAACCUUGUAUUUUCAUUAGGAAAAAUAGAUUAUAGUUUUUUAAAAAUAGUUUAUUUUGAUAAAGAUUUGUAGUUUAUCCUUUAGCAGAACUUCAAAGGCAGUAAAAACAAGAUAAAAUAUAGCACUUCAAUGAAGUUUUUGAACUGCCUUCAUUUUAAAAUCCAUAGAGGUUGAAGAGAUUAUCAAUUUGCUCUAUGAAUUAAUUUCAAAUCUUGAAAUUUUUGGAAGAUAUUUAAUUGGGCAGCAUUCAGUUGACAUUAAUAUAAUUUAUCUUUAAUUAUUACCUUUCCAGAUGAAAAUCACUAUGUCAAAGAUUAAAAAUGAAAUGCAAUGAAAUGAAAUACAAG
Molecule: messenger RNA, 2514 nt
Organism: Ahaetulla prasina
Lineage: Eukaryota; Metazoa; Chordata; Lepidosauria; Squamata; Colubridae
Gene: ECSCR
Product: endothelial cell surface expressed chemotaxis and apoptosis regulator
Exons: 7
Coding region: 76-543 (155 amino acids)
Biological process (GO): positive regulation of endothelial cell apoptotic process; negative regulation of angiogenesis; positive regulation of proteasomal protein catabolic process
Cellular component (GO): cytosol; plasma membrane
Source: RefSeq, a predicted model, not a curated record